UCUCUCUCCAUAUCCUAAAAUUCCGAAUUUCUGGAGAUCGUCGCCGUGAAGGCGGAAAACCUCUACUGGUCCCCUGGAAACCGCCUUAAAAUAGAAUCUCCGGCAGAUCGGUGUCGAAAUGAGUAACGGGGAACUACUUCAAGUCGAACCAGUAGAGCUUCAAUUUCCCUUUGAAUUGAAGAAGCAGAUCUCAUGCACCUUGCAAUUGACCAACAAAUCCGAUGACUAUGUUGCCUUCAAGGUGAAGACGACCAAUCCAAAGAAGUACUGUGUAAGGCCUAACACUGGAGUUGUCAUGCCUCGCUCUACCUGUGACGUUAUAGUUACAAUGCAAGCACAAAAAGAGGCACCACCAGACAUGCAGUGCAAGGAUAAGUUCUUGCUUCAAAGUGUAGUGGUGAGCCUCGGAACUGAGGCUAAGGAUAUAACUCCAGAAAUGUUCAGCAAGGAGUCAGGGAAUAAUGUUGAGGAGUGCAAGUUGAGAGUGGCUUAUGUUCCACCUCAACGACCAUCACCUGUGCAGGAGGGGUCUGAGGAAGGCUCCUCUCCUAGGGCUUCAAUAUCUGAAAAUGGUGCUGAGUUCCACAAUGCUUCAAGGACAUAUGCCGAGCCACAAGACAGCUCAUCAGAGGCAAAAGCACUAAUUUUGAAGCUGUCAGAGGAGAAAAAUUCUGCAAUCCAGCAAAAUAACAAGCUUCAGCAAGAAUUGGAGCUCUUGAGGCGCGAAAGCAGCAGAAGUCGUGGCGGAAUCCCAUUUAUGUAUGUUAUUAUUGUUGGAGUGCUAGGCCUCUUUCUUGGCUAUCUUCUCAAGAAGAAAUGAUCGCUAAGAGGUUGCUGUCAGUGCACCAGGUGUUUAAAAAAAAAUUAGAACUUUGAAGAAGAAGGUGACUAAUCCAGUUAAGCUUUGUGUCAUUAGUUGUCUGGUUAACUUGAAAAUGUAAAAGACAGGUUUUUAUCUGUUUUUGUAAUGCCUGAGCUCGAGAGCAUCAUCGUGUGACUAACUGCAUUUGGCAUCCUUUGCCAACAUGUGAAGGAGACAUUUUAGUUUGCCAAUUAACUAUACUACCUGAUUAUGGACCUUGUGGCUGCAUAUAAUAUUUGUCCGUUCACCGAUA
Molecule: messenger RNA, 1115 nt
Organism: Lycium ferocissimum
Lineage: Eukaryota; Viridiplantae; Streptophyta; Magnoliopsida; Solanales; Solanaceae
Product: vesicle-associated protein 1-1-like
Exons: 8
Coding region: 119-820 (233 amino acids)
Biological process (GO): endoplasmic reticulum membrane organization
Cellular component (GO): endoplasmic reticulum membrane; plasma membrane
Source: RefSeq, a predicted model, not a curated record